UACUAAAACUCUCUUUCCCUCGCAAGCGCGCAAAAAGACCGCUCGACGGAGCUCCCUCACGACUACUUCGUGCUCCAACCAGCCACGGUUACACUGAAAUUUAAGUUUUUCGCACUGCUCUCUCUCUCUCUCUCGCACGCGCAGUGGUACAGAGCGUCUCUCAUCUCUGCGAUUCAGGGUGAAGAUAAUCUACCAUGGAACCAACUUCCGUUGCUCAAGCCAUGGAAUGGAGCAUUCAACUAGAAAUGGGUCUCCGAUCUACCAAACCUGGUGUUCCUGUGAAAGCCAUAUCAGAUAUGGAGCCUCGCCUUCAGCAAUGGAGUACAGAGCCUGAAUUUGGCAUUGCUCCCUAUGCCAUGUUUGGUCUUGUUCCAGGUGAAGAUAAGUUAUUUGCCAAUACCAUCCUCUUGCGCCUUGUUGAUGCCUUUAGAGGAGGUGACAUAGAGACAAAACUUUCAGUUGUUAGGGUUUUCUUGUCUGAACGGAAACACCGUGAUAAAGAGAAGAAAAAACAGUGUAAAGGAUUGCUGUCAGAGGCCAAAGUAGCUAAUCACUUGGAGUUGUUGAAGAGAGUGAAAUCUGUUUUUGAUAGUGGGGAAUUGAAGUCGAAGGCAUUGGCUUUGGUUCUGUUUGGUUGUUGGGCUGAUUUUGUGAAAGACAAUGCUCAGAUACGAUACUUGAUAUUUUCUAGCCUUGUUUCUCCUCAUGAUUGUGAGGUGAGAGCAUCUUUGUAUGCCACUGGGUGCAUUUGUGAGAUAUCAGAUGAUUUUGCAUCUAUUUCAGUGGAGAUGCUAUUCAAUAUAAUGAAUUCAUCUUCAGUGCCUUUGCCUAUAAAGUUGGAUGCAGCUCAAGUUUUGGCAAAAUGCAAAUCUUCUUAUUCAGUUGCUUAUAAAGCAUAUAAGACAGGUAUGGAGUUGGUACUAAAUUCCUCGGAUGAAGAAUUUUUGGUUGCCAUGUUAUUCUCACUCUCAAAAUUGGCUUGCAUUUUAAUUCCUUGUAUCUCUUAUCAAGUGGACUUUCUUCUUUCAUUUCUCAACCGAGACAGAACUUCACAUGUACAAGACACGACGUUAAAAUGCUUGCAUUUUUUAUUCCGAAGAGGAUUGUAUGAACACUCAGAUAAUUUAGGUCUAAUUCGGGGGUUAUUUUCCAUAAUGGAGGGACCUGAAAUUUCAUUGGCCAUGCAAUAUAAAGCUCUAAGGGUCUUGCACAAGGUUCUUCUUUCAAUUCCACCUUCUUCACUUCACAAGGAACUUCGUGAGUUUGUCAGGCUUCUAACUGUUGUUGAGAAUGCAAGUCAAUAUCCAGCCUCAAGGAAGAGGUGUUUGUCAAUUCGUAUUCUGGCAGAUUUGUGUUGUAGGACGAAGGAUAUAGCAGAUAUUGACGAAGUUUUUUGUUGUUCUUUGCCAUCGCGUGUUAUCUCCCUAAUCAAAGAUCAUAUCAAACUUUUGUUGAAGACAUUGUUGGAAGGUUGUCAAAAUGAUUUGACAAUUUUUCAAGAGCUCCAGGGUUUGCUAAAGAUUCUUCUAAAUAUUGUUGAAAGACACCCUAAUCUUGGUUCUUUGGUACUUGAUAGCUUAAAACAAGUGAUUGAAUAUCUUGUGACUGUUGCAUCUACUAAUUGUGCAGUACCAUCAACUCUUUUGACCAUAAAUUUUACAGAAGAGAAAAAAUCCUUUAUUUUAAAACUUUUCUGCAAGAUAUACAGAUUUCUGGUGGCCUUCCUUGAAAAUUUUUAUAUAGUUGGUGCUAUCAAUACCAAAGUGUUCAGUGAAGUGAAUAUUUUGGUUGGACUUGUGUGCCAGUGUAGUUUAAUUGAUUGCUAUACAUACACACUGUACCAUCUACUGUUGCACAGUCAACCUAUUUGUGAUGGCUUGGUCCAUGAGAUUGAUGAAACACACCUAGCUAGUUGUUGCACAAUGUUUGUAAACAAAGUCUUGACAGGAACAAAUGAUUGGACUGCUUAUAAGGUUGGUGCUCAUGCAGCGUGUCAGGGUGAAUGGUUGCUAGCUACUAAUAUAUUCAGGACGUUAAUAGAGAAAGUGAAGUCUGAUUCUUGCUGUAGCUGGUUAAAAGCAUUAUUCCAUUAUGCUCAUUCUGAAGGAAAAAUCCAACUUCUUAGUCAACCAAAACAGGGAACCACCUCAAUGGAGUUGAUGGAGACUAUCAAAUUUCCUAUAACAUCAUGUGAUUACAAGGGUGAUACAUGUCCAAGACUUGCUAGGAGUAUCAAUGAUUGUAAUUACUAUGAUCAGCUUACUCAGUCUCAUAUGGCAGUUUUCUCUUCCUUGAAAAUUUUAGAAGCGUCCGUGACAAGUUCUCAAGCAUUUUGUUUUCAGAGGUGGUUUUUAUCAUUAAGAGCUAGAGUGUUGGAAAAUUUAGUGGGUGUGCUUGGAGCUUUGAGGGAAGUUUCAUUGAAUGUAGCUCAGAAUUUCAAUCAGGUAGAGAUUGAGAGUAGUGAUAAGCUUCAAUGCCUGAAAUCUUAUCAAGAUAUUACUCAAGCUUCUUUACAAUUGUUCAGACUAGUAGAAGAAUUUGAUCUACUUAGAGCAUCUUUCAUUGGGAUGGACAGUGAAACUUCUGCAGUCCUUGCAGCUCAUGGUCUGAGUUGUUCAAUAUUAGCAUUUGCAACUGCUUUUGGAGUGUCUAACAUAGACCAACAUUCUCAGAGAAUUUUAAUUGGUGGCAAAACCUCUAAUUUACAGGCUUUGACAAUACAAAGUUUAAGGAGGCUAUUUUGGAGUGUGGAUCAUGAAACCCGAGCAAGUUUCUCUUUGCUGUUGAAUUAUUUUCACCCAAAUGAGAACUGUUUAUCCCCGCUGCCUAGUUACCAAAAUUGGAACAUUGGUUAUAAAGACAGAGAGGUGCUAAAUGUUUGUAGUUAUGCCAUCUCUGGUGCUGUCCGCUUGUUUGAGAAAAUUGCACCUCAGUUUACUGAGAACGCUUUAUCACUAACUUUCAAUACUUUGAUGAAAUGGAUGCACAUUCAUUUUCGGCUUCCCAGGUACUUCUUCAAAGUAAGGCCAUUCAUUGGGUCGAAGCUUUUUGUCCACAAUAAGGACUCUAGUAAUGGGGUUGAUAUAUCUGUUUCGCAAGGCUCCCACCUAACACUGAAUAUUUGUCUUCAAUUGAAGAAUGUGCCACCAAAACUCCUGGUUAAGUCAACUAAGUUGUACUGCAUCCUUCAUGUCCCAUGUGGACAAAGACAAGCCCCAGGGAACUCACACUCUGGAUAUGAAGCUUGGAAAGAUGAUGAAAUUGUUGAAAUGAACCAGAAGUUGUUUUGCCUUGUCUUGGAUAGUGCGGCAGGCAAGAGAAGAAUUGGCAUGCGUAGUAGGGGCCAUGGUAAUAGUAGGGCCGUGGAGACAUUUAUGGAUUUUAGACCUAAUGAGAAAGGGCAGGGGUUUUCACAUUGCUCACUUGAUGUGUCUAACUUUCCCGUAGGUUCUUAUAGAAUCAAAUGGCAUAGCUGUUUGGUCGAUAGUCAAGAUUCCUAUUGGAGCCUCCUUCCUUUCAACUCAGGUCCUGUAUUUUUUGUUAUAAAACCCAGGGUUGGCUAAUCUGGUAAGAAUUUCAUAAAGUUUAUCCAUUAAAAUAAAUAUUAUGCACAUCAAGUAUGCUCACUUGCUGGCCAACUGAUCCUCAAGGUUAGUCCAUUGUUUUUUUCUUCAAUUUUUCUGCUUCAAUUUAUGGAUACAAUUUGAUCAUGUUGCUGAUGAUAUAUUACAUAUCUUUUUAGCUGCUGUAGUGACAUAGAUGCUACCCAAUUUAUGGAUACUGUGAACUUGGGCUCUUCCCACUUUGAGACUGAUUUUUAAGCUAUUGCUCACUAUAAAAAAAAAAUUCUCUAUGAUUGGGUACUAUUUUUAGAACUAAAAUGUUCACCAUCUAUUUUGCAGCAACAUAUGAAGGUGUGUUCUUGAUUUAUGGAAAACAGAAGAAAUCUUUUCAGUUAUUAUAUAAUUUGGUUUGGCACUUGUGGCUGCUUAGAUGGCUUUCACUGAUUCUGCUCAUUGGAUGUAUCAAGGAUGACUCUCAUUUGGGGAGAAAGAACUAGAUUUUAUACAUAUAUGGGCCUUUGAAGGUGAUAAAUCAUUCAUGGAAAGCCGCCUGGAAUUGACAACACACGGCUUGCAAAUUUGAGAUGCACUUCAGUUGCAGCUAGAAAGUUCGGAGACGUCUUCAUGAAAAGCUAGAGGUAUAUUUGUUAUAUUUUAUAACUUGGCUAGUAUAUCAGUAUACCUCAUGCUCUCCAAAGUCCAAACCUUGCAGAAUCUGACUUGCAUAUAAGUAAUGGAUUCCUCGUAUUUCUUAGGGAUUGAGCUACAGAAAAGUUUCCUCAUCUGAAGCAAUUGCUUGGUCAUGCAUUGCAGCUGCUGGCAUCCGUGGAGUUCAGUCAUAUAGUUGAGUCUCCUGUUAUUCAAACUGAAAUUUCAACUGUUCCUUUGGGAUGGAAUAAUGGAGGAGUAAAAGAUGGAGAACCUCUGAAAGUUUAUAUUACUGGUUUUGGGUGGCAUCUAUGUACACAUGUCCAAGUGAAUGGUAACUGGUGUUGUCAUUAUGCCAUAAAACAUCAUUUAUUGGUUUAGUUCUUUUUUUUUUUUUGAAGAAAGAAGAAAUGGUUUGGUUUUCUUAAAAUGCACAGUCGUGAGUAUUUUACAUUCCCAAGAAUGUAAAACAUCAUUUAUUGUUGAAGGGUUGAUGGGAGUGCUAUGAGCUCACCAAAUAUGAAAAAAAUAUAAAAUAUUAAUGUUUUUUUUAACA
This is a messenger RNA of Glycine soja, 4767 nucleotides long. RefSeq lists its product as uncharacterized. Gene Ontology annotation, cellular component: integrator complex. Gene Ontology annotation, biological process: snRNA 3'-end processing. The transcript is spliced from 10 exons. The record is from RefSeq and is a predicted model, not a curated record. Bases 195 to 3563 code for a protein of 1122 amino acids. Lineage: Eukaryota; Viridiplantae; Streptophyta; Magnoliopsida; Fabales; Fabaceae.